Messenger RNA from Nothoprocta perdicaria, 1454 nucleotides. RefSeq names its product glutamine amidotransferase like class 1 domain containing 1 (gene GATD1). The transcript is spliced from 8 exons. The record is from RefSeq and is a predicted model, not a curated record. Lineage: Eukaryota; Metazoa; Chordata; Aves; Tinamiformes; Tinamidae. Bases 42 to 695 code for a protein of 217 amino acids.
GGAAGAGGCGGCUGCGGCCGAGCCCUGCCGCUGCCCGCGCCAUGUCGGAGCGGCUCGGCAAGCCCACCUGCCUCAUUGUGGCCAGCGCUGCCGCUGCAGGGGUGUCAGCCCAGUCCUUCCUUCAUUGCUUCACACUGACCAGUACUGCUUUUAACCUGCAAGUUGCAACCCCGGGGGGGAAAUCAAUUGAUUUUGUGGAUGUGAAUGAAAACAACAUGCGUUGGAUCCAAGACUUCCGCAUGAAAUCAUAUGCCAGCCCUGCCAAAUUGGAGUCAAUCGAUGGUGCUAGAUAUCAUGCUCUGUUGAUCCCUAGCUGUCCUGGGGCUAUGACUGACCUUGCAAACAGUGGAUACCUAGCUAGAAUAUUGCAGCACUUCAGCACUGAGAACAAACCUAUCUGUGCAGUUGGGCACGGAGUUGCAGCUUUGUGUUGUGCCACCAAUGAGGAUAAAUCCUGGGUGUUUCAGGAAUACAGCCUGACAGGGCCCUCUGUGUAUGAGCUAAUAAGGCAGCCUAAUUUUGCCAGUUUGCCCAUUAUCGUGGAGGAUUUUGUGAAAGAUUCUGGAGCUACAUACAGUGCCAGCAAGCCGGAUGCUGUGCAUGUAGUACUGGACAGGCACCUGGUGACAGGACAGAAUGAGAAUUCCACGGUUCUUUCGGUCCAAAACCUUAUUCUUCUUUGCAACAGCAGGUGAACCUUUUUAGAAGUCCUUUCCUGGCUGUGGACUAACAGGUCAUGUCACGUUUGGAUGCAUUUCAUUCUUCAGGAGAGGAAAGAGCAGGUCUCUGCAGCUAGGAUGGAGGAAGAGUCGGCACACUAAGGCUUUUCAUAUCUGCUAGCURGAUUUAAGCAGCUUUGUUUACAUUUCUGGCAUGGCCUGUGAAAUGACUGUGACAGUGAAGCUGCAGUGCCAGGUUUUGCAAAUAUAGAGUGGAUGAAGGUUGUAAAUAAGAAAACUUCAAAGUUCAUCAUACCCCUGAUGUGAUGAUGAAUCCCUCUUGAAUUUUUGUUACUACAUUUCUUUUUCACUGCAUCCCUGUCUCCGCCCUUAAAAACUUUGAGCUCUGUUUGUGACUCAUGUGGAGGUUGCACAUCAAGUACAAAAAUCUGUACUUAAUCCUACAGGGACCUGCAAGUUGAGGUCUGUUCUUACCCACCUUUUGGUGCGUCACAGAGUUACCAUCUGACUCCGUAUGUGUUUCAAACAAUUGGGUAUGGAAUGUGAUGGAAAAUGCACAGUAAACAUUGUCUGAAUAAAGCAGAACCUGACUGUUUGAAUGCAGUUCACUGUAGUGAUGCUCUUGGCAUAAUGUGUUUCUUUCCUUGUGUGUUCACAUUAAUGCACUUCUAUUUAAAAAAUAACAAUGAUGCAUUUGCUCAACUGAUUUUAAACGGUCUUAAAAUUGCUUAUUUGUUCUGCUCUCUUGUAGUGCACAUGUUACAACUGUAAUUC